This is a messenger RNA of Hypomesus transpacificus, 1483 nucleotides long. RefSeq lists its product as uncharacterized. NCBI's taxonomy places the organism in Eukaryota, Metazoa, Chordata, Actinopteri, Osmeriformes, Osmeridae. Bases 96 to 782 code for a protein of 228 amino acids. The record is from RefSeq and is a predicted model, not a curated record. The transcript is spliced from 6 exons.
UCUAAUCUUUGCACUCAUCCCAACGUUCAGUGAGUUGUUCUAAUACCUUCGGUGGCUAUUUAUCUGAGCAGAGAUAGACAGAACAUUGAACCAACAUGCUAUUAGCACGAACAACCGCAGCUCUGAUCUGUUUGUGCUCAGGUACAGGUAUCUUAACAGCUCUCUCAGUCUGCAAAUCUGACCCGUCUAAGGAUCCCUGCUCCUUCCCUGAACGGAUCAUUUCAACUUUCAUCACUCAGUUACAGGUCGCAGCCUCGUGUGCAGGCAAUGGGACGAGCGCCUUGACAGAUAAGCAGACCGCUGGCCUGCUGGACUCAGUCCGAACACUCGCACACAUCCUGGAGGAACAGCAGACAAAAUUUUGUAAGUUUGACUUUCCCAACGAAAAUCCUGAAGAUGUCACCCCGAACAAAAUGUGCCCCGUCCCUGAUCUCCACAAGAACGGAGGACUUGUUUGUGUGACGGUCAAACAAACACACUACUGCAAACCCAUGUGUAACCAGGGGUACGACUUCUCAUUCCUGAGGAGGACUCGUCUUUAUGAGAAGUGCAGUAAGGAUACUGGAUAUAAAUGGACAACCCAACACAUAGGAGGGAACAAACUGGCAUACUGCAUAGCGUCUCCUAUUCCAGUCGCAGGAAGUGCUACAGCCUACUUCCCCAAAAACCAGGACUGUCUGAAGACAGGCAAAACGGACAAAAAUGGUGUCAUCGAUCAGCUUGUCAAAGAGCUGGAGACAGACCAAACUGAGACUGAGAAUGCCUGCCUCAUCUGUGGAUAACCACACAUUAGCAUUUUGGAUCUGCAGGUCAGAUGUAACAGACCACUUAGUCAAAUGGUCUGAACUAAACUAAUCCAGGCUAGGCACUUGGGUUAAGGUCAAAGAAGCAGUGGUCAAUCGGGCAAUACCCAAAACUUAUUGGGUAUUGAACAUACUAAAUCAAUCUACUAGCAUUCAGACAAAUCCAGAGAGUACAAAAGGCCCCGAUCCUCAUAAUUAUAAUUCAUGGAAAUUGGUGAUUGGUUAAAAGCAAGAUAUGUGCACUUCCACAAAACACCACUAGGGGGAAUUAUAUCAUAGAAGCAGAAGAUAUUACAGUAAGAACUAAUUGAAAACAAUAAAUAAUCAUGUAUGCAAGUACAUCAAAAAGCACAUUACUGAAUAUAUGUUCCUUGAUGAAUAAUAAACAGAUGACAUAACAUAGGUUCUGUGUUCCUCAAGAAUAUAGAGGAUAGUCCAAUUUUCUUUGUUAUUACAUUAAAAUAAUACAAAGUUGCUUUUGUAAUAGUUACCUUGAAUCAGCUGAAAUGCCUGCUGUAAGAUCAAAACUGCUAAUGUACCUGCAAACUAAAAUAGCUACCAUUGACAUACCGGUGUUAUGGUACACAGAAGACUUGAGACUGUAUAUUUGUGACAAUGCUCUCUAUGCUGCAGUUUAUUUUUAUUGACAAAAUAAAUUAAUAAAUGAAUGCAAUGAAUAA